AUGACUGGUGUGAACAUGUGUGGGAGCUUCUCCAACUGGCCAGAUGUGAUUGCGCAGGCGUACGAAAACCUUGAGCCGGGCGGCUACCUUGAGCUUCAUGACAAUAUGUUCCCACAGACGUGUGACGAUGACACCAUGACUGAGGACUUUGUGCCCUUGAAAUGGACAAAGUGUAUUGUCGAGGCUACUGAUAAGAUAGGCCGCGUAAUGACUGCUGCUGCUAGCUUCAAGAGUAUGCUAGAGAAUGCUGGCUUUGUGGAUGUCGUUGAGAAGAAAGCAAAGUGGCCUUUCAACCCGUGGGCCAAGGACGAGAAACAUAAGGAGCUUGGGUAUUGGGCUCAAGAAUCUGCCCUGAAGGGAAUCGAAGCCAUCUCGAUGGCAGCGUUCACUCGUGUCCUCAAUUGGAGCCCCGAAGAGGCGAGAGUCUUCUGCGCCGAGGUCAGGAACGAGCACAAGAAGAUUGGAAUUCACGCGUACUACGAAGUUUAUGUCGUCUGGGGCCGGAAGCCUGAGGAGACGGAAGAGAAGGAGGCGAGCCAUCCCUAG
Messenger RNA from Colletotrichum graminicola M1.001, 546 nucleotides. Its product is annotated as TAM domain methyltransferase. The coding region runs from base 1 to 546 and encodes 181 amino acids. NCBI's taxonomy places the organism in Eukaryota, Fungi, Ascomycota, Sordariomycetes, Glomerellales, Glomerellaceae. The transcript has 4 exons. The record is from RefSeq and is a predicted model, not a curated record.